AGUAUCGACAACAUGACGCCGUUGCCCUGCCACCUUCUAAACAUAGUAUGAAGGGUAUGAAGGGUAUGAAGGUUUGAUAUUCGGUACUCAAUAAAUUCAUUGUUGAUUAUUGUUGCGUCAAACUCAUAGAUCUCCUAUACUUUCAUCUCGUGAUCCUAGCUCACUAAGCUGUGGAACAUGGCAUCCAAACUAUUCGCUGUGAUCGCCGGCGCUGGUACAGGAACUGGACGCGCCGUAGCACUCCGGUUUUCAAAGACAUAUCCGGUUGUGCUGAUGGCACGAAGACCUGAGUCGUAUCAAGAUACCUUAUCUGAGAUCACACAGGCAGGAGGCAAAGCCGUGGGUGUUAGCGCCGACGUGACGGAUACAAAGUCCAUGGAAUCCGCCUUCCAUACCAUUAAGACAGAGCUUCCAGACUUCAAGUUGGCUGCUGCGGUCUACAACGUUUCGUCUGGUUAUAUGAUAAAGCCGUUCCUUGAACUCAAGCCCGAGGAUCUGGAUGACAGUUUAUCAGGCAGCGCCCGGGGACUCUUCAACUUCGCCCAGAAGACAAUGCCCCUACUCCUCGACGCUGUACCUCAGUCAGACUACUCACCCACACUGUUAGUCACGGGCGCCACUUCGUCUAUUCGUGGCUCUGCGAAAUUCGGGACACUUGCUGCGGGCAUGUUUGCACGUCGUGCUCUUGCUCAAUCUCUAGCACGCGAAUUCCAUCCUCAGGGAGUUCAUAUCGCGCACGCUAUUAUAGACGGAAUAAUUGACGUACCACGAACGAGUGGUUACACCGGCAAAGGGGACGUAGAGGAUUGGAAACUAAAGCCGGAAGCAAUUGCCGAGAGCUAUUGGCAUCUGCAUACCCAACCUCGUACUGCUUUCACACAGGAAUUGGAUAUGCGACCCUAUGUGGAAAAGUUUUAACGGCACCUAGGGCAAGUAACAAUGCGAUCAUUUGCACUAGAAAGCAAGUCAAGAAUUCUGCGUUUGUGUGUGAAAUGCAUGGGUCCAUCAAAUUGAGCUGCCGUCUGGUGAAAGAAGAUUGCC
This is a messenger RNA of Xylaria bambusicola, 1041 nucleotides long. Its product is annotated as NAD(P)-binding protein. The record is from RefSeq and is a predicted model, not a curated record. Bases 178 to 918 code for a protein of 246 amino acids. The transcript is spliced from 4 exons. Lineage: Eukaryota; Fungi; Ascomycota; Sordariomycetes; Xylariales; Xylariaceae.